Bemisia tabaci is the source of this 8525-nucleotide messenger RNA. The record is from RefSeq and is a predicted model, not a curated record. Lineage: Eukaryota; Metazoa; Arthropoda; Insecta; Hemiptera; Aleyrodidae.
GCGGUCUUUCAGGCGGACAUUUGCGGUUAUGAGCCAGUCACGUACGAAUCUGAGGACGAGGGCUCGAGUCGUCGAAACUACUUCAGUCGAAGGAACAAAAUCGACACCUCAACCUACUCAAAAGAGGACAUCAAAGAACAGUACUGCAUCAACGAUAAGCAACUCUCUGUCCUCGAGCAUGUUCACGAGUCUUCCAGCUUCUUCGGUUGCCUUUCUAGUUACCAGGACUCGUCUUGUCGAACGAGGAGUCCGAGUUUGCUGUCCGUCUGCGUUCGACGACGCGUGCCCAGCGACGAGAACUUGCACGACCUGUGCCGUCAGCCGCCGAUCCCGCGCUGGCCCCGCAGGUUCGUGCACCUGCCCCCCUACCCCCACUACCACUACCCCCCAUUUCAAGACUGCACCUUCUUCGCUCACAAACCACCAUCGCUGUAUUCCGACCCCAACUACUACUGGGUCACUGACGAGGAAAUCAUUCGAAUGGAACGGCCGGUGCAUUCUGUCUGUUCGGAGGACUUCUCGGGAAGUGGCUACGACAGUUAUCCCCGUCGAUCCAAGAGAAAGCCUCACUUCAUGAGUUACAGCUCCGAGUACCUCCACGGAGGGGGGAGUGCGGGGGGUGGUGGUCGUGUCNCCCCGCCGCCACCCCCACCGCCACCACCCCUGCCGCCCAGCCAGCCGAUUGUUCAACCUCCUAGACAGAAACACGUGAGUUUUGCCCGCUCGCCAACUUUAACAUCUUUCGAGGACCUUUCUUCCACUGCCAUUACCAACAACACAACUUGUAGUCAAGAGAGACUGAUAGACUGUAAGAAAUUGGAUAGCCCGAAAGAGUCACCCAAGACCAUAAUUUCAGAGAAAAUCAAACGUGCUCCGAUGAAAACUCAGGCUACUCAAACUGAAGCUUGUCUAGGACGAAAACCUCGACCUGCUUCUCAUCUUAUGCUUAGUCCAAGAUUAGUGCAACGGGUUCACAUGGUAUCGCAAGGUGCACAGACGAACGGACAGCUAAACGGAGAUCGAGGAGUCGGGAGGCGACUUCUGAAAAGUUACUCGGAGGUCGGCGGUCGCUUCAGCCUGACGGAAUCCAAGCAAGAGUUGCACGAGCCACUUCAGCGCACUCAGUCGGAGGAACCGCCUAAGUCACCUUACACGAUGGACGACGACACGAUGGGGCCGGAGAUCUUCAUCGACUUCGAGCCGCAGGAGACGCGGCGGCGGCGCGGGCUGGAGAAGACCCUGUCGGAGGGACAGAUCCUCGGGGAGAAGCCGAGCAAGCCCGAGCGGGAGACGACCAUGUCCGACGGGGAGUUCCGCUACGAGGAGACCGAGACGGAAACGGAAACGGACCCCGAGCUGGAACCGGAAACCGGGGUCGGAUCGCGACUCGGCCCGGAUCGAGUCCUCGAGGAGGUCGCCCACAAGCUGGAGAUGUCGCCGUCCAACAGCUCCAAUCUGAAUCAGGAUCAGUCCGUCUCCUCCGCCCCGACCAAGAGACUCAUGAUGGCGGAUUCGCUGGAAGAGGAGUUCCACGAGAAUUUGAUUUACGGCGGGCUAUUCAUGAAGCGGGAGGUCUCGUCCGGGGAUCGGGAGCGGUUGGAGGAGCUGGAGCUGGAGAUGGAGCCUGAUAAAUUGUCCCCGGCGGCGACCGGGAGCGGGGUCUCCGGCGGAUUAAAAGCCUCAUCACCAUUCGUCUCCAGCGACUCACUUAAAGACCACAGCGACAGCAUCUGGAACGAGUCGCAAACUACGGUGCUGCACGACUCGGAUAAUAAUGGUGGGUGCACGAAUGUGAGUUUAUCAGACAUCAGUUCAUCCUUGACUCCAGCCACUCGUAGGAGACAUCGACUUAUUCUUCAACACCAGCAGCGUUCCUCCAUUGACACCGAAGCUCUGGAGACAGAGGAUUUCGAAUUAGAAAGCAAGGUGUGUCAGCCUGUAUCAACUUGUAUUCAACCAGUCGUGCCUUCUGUUGCCAUAACGACACCAACUUAUGCACAUACUUUAAGCUCUGUUAGUAGUUCUGUCCAUUCAAAAAGGCCUAAAGAUCAAGGAUCUACCUCCAAAAGAAAAUCUGUCCAAACACCUAAAGCUUCUGACGGAGACCAGCAAACCCCCCUAUCCAGGAGCUCCAGCUCUGAAUUGUUAGACCGCGUAGAGCAGAGCCGCACAAACGAUGUUUCAGAGACCUCAACCGUCACUGAAGAAUACGCCACUGCCACGGAAAACAAUUCGGCGACCCCUUCAGGAAGAGCUUCAUUAACAGGUCCCGUCAGCUCAGUUGAGAGCGCCUCAUCCAAACACAGUUUAUCUCACGAUGACGGCUUUAAAGAUCAACAACAGGGAUCACACCAAUUGCCCUCAGCCAUUGCAGAAGAGAAACCGAGUCUAGAAGAUUCCAAGAGAUGCAAAUCACCAGACGCCGAAAGUAGUAGCUCUGGAAGUUACAGUAUCGAAGGUGUAAGCAGUGAGGAGAAAUGCAUGUCAGACCACUGCUACUCUGCGGCAGAUGAAUCCGAGCAGCAAUCGCCAAAAGGCUGGCCUGAGGAAGAUGGCAGGAGAAGUAGAAAGGCUUUGAAAGUGCGACCAUCUCCACACGGAGAGCAGGAGGUUCCUAAGAGCAGUCGACCACAGACGUUCUCUUUCCAGUACCGGUCCGGCGUACCUAAUGAGGAAAAUGCUGAUCCACCACAAAUAGCCAAAACAUCCCCGGAAGAUUCCAUCCACAAAAGAGCGAUCAUUGGCAAUGGUGUCGAGGAUCAUUCAUCGGACGAGUCCGCUUCAGAGUGUGCGUGCGGACGUAGAAGAUUCAAUAGGAGAAAAACAAACUGCAGUCGAAGUCCUUUGUCCCAUACAAGGCCGAAGAAGAGACAACAAGGAUUGCCAAAAACAGUGAGUUUAGUUGCCGAUGGAAAUAGAUCAGUCCCUAGAAUAAAAACACCAACAGCCUUAAGCCCUGGACACGGAACCAGUAAAAGUUUGGGAGACAGCCCGACCAGUCUCCACACUGAUAAGGAUUCAAUUUCUCUAGCCUCUGCUGCCAGUAUCGAGUCGAUCCGUCUGUCUAGUCCACGUAGUGCAGACUCAGUUUUUUAUUCACCAGAGCAUCACUCUUGCCACCACUGUGGUAAACAGAUUGACUCUCAAACAUCGGACACAAAUUUUUGUCAGACUAAAGUUAAAAGUAAAAGCGCUGAAAUGGACAUUGUGAAACCUCCCGCUGGCUUUGCUGAUUCUCCACAAUCACAUCAGCGAUUAACAUUCCAAACACGGUUAUUCAAGAAAAAUGAAAAAACAAGAUUUCGUUCAGAGGAGCGUUGUUUCAACAAAAGGCACCGGGCCGAAAAAACUCGAGCCAAAUCUGAGGAAAGAGUGAAGGAAAAAUCUACUGAAAAACAAAGUCUAACCACUCGUUCGACAGACGCAAGUAUAGAAGAAUUGAGGUUGAGCCCGUUUGGGGAUUCUAAAGAAGAAUUGAGCGGAGUUUACAAAGGCCUUUAUUGCGAAUCGUCAUGGGUUUUUGUGUCGGAUACUUCAGAGUUCCCAGCAUUUCAGAAAGCAGACAGUAGAGAUGAGGAUGAUCAAAAAGAGCCAGACAGAGUAAACUACACAGAGGCUUUUGAAUCUGAAAGAGAAUUCCGGAAAAAGUAUCAAGGCAUUACUCAACGAAUGUUCCACCGAAAAGCGAGCCUUGAGAUGUACAAAAGGAUGGCAUCUGCUAAAAAAGUCGAGAGUGAUAAGAAGCUGUUGGUGAAACGAAUUUCAACAGGGGAGUUUGGUUUCCGCAUUCACGGAUCAAGACCAGUUGUUGUCUCAGCGAUCGAGCCCAACACUCCGGCGGAAACCUCAGGAUUGGAGGUUGGGGAUGUGAUUUUGAGCAUCAACAAAACGUGUGUCCUCGAUGCUACACAUAGUGAAGUUGUGUCUUUAGCUCAUUCAGGCUCUGAUACUUUAGAAAUCGAAGUGGCCGUCAUGCCAAAAAACUGUGAUACUAUAGAAAUCGUUAAGUCCGGACCACUUUGGAAACUAACAACCCUCCAGUCAAACAAGGAACUAACCUGGAUUCUGAGGUUCUUCUCUUUGAAAGAAGACAACUGCCUUUAUUUUUACAAGACUGAUUCUGAUACCGUUCCAUCAGGAGCCAUAAGACUGACAGGGUAUCAUAUUUCUAGAACUCCUGACAGCGGACAUUCAUUCAGCUUCCAUUUGACGAGACCUGGCUCGCUCACUUAUCAAUUAGCGGCGGAAAAUCAAGAGGAAACCGAGAGUUGGCUAACGGUUCUUCAACAAGCAACUUGCCAGCAAAUGAAAAGUUUAGUGGACCAUGAAAACAUGUUAAAACCUCCAAGUGCCAUUCUCGAUCCUGACUGUGAUGGAUAUCUUACUGUUUUACUUCAUUUGCGCCAAAAAAUAUGGAAAAAGAAGUAUGUCUUGCUCAAGAAUGCAUUUCUUUUCUUUUUUCGGCACAUCAAUUCUGACACAGCCUUCGCACUGGCUAGUCUGCACGGUUACCGGGUACAAUGUUCGAAUACUGUGAAGCAAAAAUUCCUGUUUGAACUAAUCCCUCCAGAUUGUUGUUACAAGCAUUUUCAUUUUUAUACAGAUAAUGAAAUCGAUAGAAAAAGAUGGAUAACUGCUCUAGAAUUUUCCAUCGACAGAUGGAUUAAAGUUGGCUGAAGUGAUUCUGUUUUUCCCUGUUACUCUGCAUGGAGCAAUUAAAUUUAUAAUCUUGGUGCUAAACAUCAAAAGGAGUAUGUAGUUGGGAAAAUUAGUUUUUAAAAUACCGCCAAUUGCUUUUUAUGUUCUUUCCUUCUUUUCAUUGUGUAGAUAUAAAGGCACUAAAGAAAAAACCGAAAGUGGAGAGAGCAGUAUUAUCUCAUCACUCCUGUCAAUUUCUACGUCCAUUAGUUCAUAUCACGGAUCGAGGACUUAUUUUAUUUUUUUUUGUUAUAGUGAUUGGUCAUCCUCUGAUAUCGUUGUUAUUUCUGUACAUAGAAGUUAAGAAUUUUUACCUUAAUCUGUCAAAGAAUCCUAGAACCGAUGCAAGAAAUUUGAAAUACCGAGCAUCUGGGAUUAAUGAGAGAACUAAGAAUCUGUAAAAAUCUAUCAAAUUACACUUAAGUUCACUUACGUGAUAAGGUAACAGUUACCAUUUGUUUUCCAGUUCACAUUUUUAAGCGGUGCUCUUUCAAUAAUUUGUGUGAUGGUCAUCGUCGUAUAUCCACCUUAAAUGGAUACCUACCUAUAUAGAUCUGUUUAGUAAAAGAUAAUCUCUCACUGCCAUUUUCUCUUGUUGUAGGAAUGCAAAUUUCGUUACUUGUUUUCUAAUUGUUGCUGCACCCUUAAUCAGUGCAGUUAAUGUGAAUUACCUACUUUUAUCUCAAGUUUAAUAUCAUACCAUUACAGUGCAUGAAUUUUAUCCAAGCAUAUAGGUACAGAAAACUAUAAAUGGAGACAAAGCUGGGGCACUCGGGCUCAAUCUGGUACAGAAAACUACUUGCUUUUUAAAAAUUUCAGCUGCUCCAUGGUGAUAGCUAAGUGGUACUUAUGGCUUUUAAAGUAAGUUCUUACAAGCCAUCAGGUCUUGUUUGAAUUUUUCACCUUCCAACAUUUUCAAACUCAAUGAAUUUUUCCACCACUCUCACACUUAAGGGACAAUGUUUGUCCUUAAUAUUUUACCCUGUUGAGUCAAGUCGAGGGCCAACUUUAGUACUAUGGAUCUUGAGAUAAAUUUUUGGGUUAAGAGUAGAAACCUCAACCAGUUUUUCUUACAAGCGAUCGAUGGAUGUUAUGUAACUACCUGAUAAAAAAAUAGGGAAUCAAUCGCAGUCCAUUUUAAUUUUAAAAUUUGAAUUCAGUUUAAUGAAUGUCAGUUAGCUUUUAAGCGAGGAUUUUAGAUGAUGGUCAUUUACCUUGUCAUCCUUUAAGUAUAUUAUGUAAUACCCAAACUGUUUCUAUUCAAAUUCUCUCAAAUUCCAUCCAACAGUAAUGCUUGUAUUCGAUCCUAUUACCUACUGUGCUUAGGUCAAAUUAUUAUCCUUCUGAAGUUAGUGAAAACUUAAAGCAGCAGAUGAGAGACGAGAAGAAACAGAGGUAUUUAAGAUAAAACUCUCAGAUCCCUAUUCAUGCAGUUUUUUUUUUUUUUUUUUAUUUAUUUAUUUAUUGACUUUUAGAUUUUAUAUUUUUGUUGAAUUGUUUUCUGAUAAAGAAUGGCCGAGAGGUCCUCAAAAAUGUUUAAUUUGAUAAAAUUUACUACCUAUCAAGCUAGUUCCUAGUCAUUUGAUUUUGUCGUAAUUUUAGUGUAAAUUCAUUCACUGAGAUCUUCAAUUCCUAUCAAGUUGAAGGUAUUAAUUCAAACUUUGACAUCUUAAUACUUCAUCAAUUCAGACUAGUUUUUGUACUCUCCUUUGGUCUUUGUUUGUCAUUUAUUUCCUUCAUCUUUCUAUUUUCUAGCCAUUUACAGAAGUAUUCCUUCAUCAUUCAUUGAUUUUUUUUCUACUUUUGCAUAUGAAAAAUUGUUUUUACAGAUAUAGACUUUAUAUGCUGCAUGUUGACAUGGCCGACGAGUAGAUUUAUUUUCGAAGAAUGAAAAAGUAUUUCUAUGUGUUAACAAAUCCUAGUUUUUGUGUAGUUUUAUACAAAAGAAACUGAAGAAUUUGAAAAUUUUACCAAAGAGAGAUCCUUAGAGUUGAGUGAAUUUGACAGCAACCACCACAUGACCUCUUGCCAAUUAAGCUCACGUAUACAAAGGUAAUUUCCUUUUGGUGAAUUUAUCUGAAUGCAUCUGAGUUGCCUUUGGGCACUGUUUCUAUUUCUCUUGGGUACAGAAACCAUUAUCUCAAUGUAGCAGGAGGAGAAUUUAUCAGUGCCAAUGUCUGAUUUUUUUAUAAAAGGAACUUUUCAAAGUUUUAAAUUUUGACAUUAAGUUAACUUACAACCCCUACAGCUGAGAAUUCAGCAUAAGUUUGGUAAGAGAUCUAGGAAAACAUUUUCUAUUAAGAUAAAGAAGUUACUCCAUCUUGAUAGUCAGGGGCCAUUCAUAAAAUCGUAACAUUGAAUUUCCGAUUUUUCGACACUCCUCGAAACACUUUUGUGACUAAGAUCCUUAUCUUUCAAAGCAUGACAACAAAAUGGCAUUAGGCUCAUCUUGACCUCCCUUCCACUAAAAGUGUUACACAUUUUAUGAACGGCUUCUAAAGCUGUUCAUGUUUUCAUGUUUCCUGCUUUUCUUAAAACUUGCCAAAUUUGAAUAUUCGUGCUCAAAAAUAUGGUAACUUGGAGGACACAAAUGUUGGCUAAAAUCAAGUGAUAUAAAAUCAUGCAAAAAGGUUAAGGUAUCUAAAUGGGAGACUCGUUGAGGCCAACUUGUGCCUGAAAAGUUUGGCGCAAUUUGUACAAGCUUUUACUGUUCCUGCAGCAAAAACCUACACUUUCAAGAUUCCUUUGAACUGAAAGUGCCUUCUAUGACCCUCUUGGUGACAUUAAAGCACAAACAUUUCCGCAAGUACUGAUAAAAAUUUGAAAUCUAAUUAGAGUUGACAUAGAAUUACACUUGGACAGUUAAAGAAAGUUUGUUUUAUCAAAACUUGAUGACUAGCAUUCAGCAGCUUAUUGUGGCGUGUCAUAUAAAACGGUAAUCAUAUCGAGUGGUAGGUACAGCCUUCUGGCUCCUGACUAUGGCUACGUUUUUCUGAAACCUCAAUCAAACUCCAUCAGACAGAAAGAGCCACGCAGAAAUCCCCAUCGCACCCUGCCCCAUCACUGCAAACCUUCCCUGCUGGGGUAAGUUUCUUUAGGGGUUGUCUUAAAUGCAGUUGCGUAAAAUGCAUCUAGAAAAUAAGUUUGACCCCUAAUAGAAUUUUCUCUAAAAAUGAAAGUCAGUUGAUGAAAAAAAGUGACUGAUGUGCGCCCUCUUGAAAGAAAGAAAAUCUUGCGGUUUUAAUCCCUUUGAAAAUUGUCAUGAACGUAUUUCUAUGUGGACCCCUUCAUCAUAGAGUCUUGAGCGGAUCAAGUGUAAUUAUAAGGAAAUGACUAAGCAUAAAAAGAUGGAAGGGAUAAGUUACAGAGAUUGCCGUCCAGCUUAAACAUUCAACAGAAGUCCUGGAAAACUGCAUCUUAUCAUACAAUCAUGCAUGUUAUUGGAAAAUCCUAGCAAGGUCCUAUCAAUCUCAGGAUAAUUUUUUGUCAUGUGAAUUGGUUUAGAUAUUGUCUGCAUUACAUCACAGGUAAAACUUUUGUGACCAAGUCUCAAACAAAUUUUAAUAAAGAUCUAAUUUUUUUAACUUCUUCAUUGGAUUCCUUACUUAAAAAAUUGAUGGAGCAGUUAGAAAAAUAUGAAUCUCCAUUUGUAACAAUGCUAACAUUCUGCCAAGUUGUACUUGAAUGUGGGAAAUCCAAGUAUUUGGGAUUGAAAAAUGUGUAUGAUUUUUCUUGAAGUAUCUAAAAAUAUUCGUCAAUAAUUGUAUGUUAAAUAGUUUGUUCCCUUAUAGAAGAAUAAAGACACAGUAGAAAUUUUGAAACACAGC